UGUUUUCUCGUCUCUUUCACAAUUUCCAUCACAAAUUCAAAUCGUACAGAAUUGAAAUUUCAUUUUGAGUAAGGAAUUAAAAAUCAUUUUUCCUACCCCUCCUAUUUGCCCAAAUGAAGACAAACCAAAAUGUCUAUAUAUACACACCUACAUGCAUGAUGCAUCCCAUCCAUUCUUCACUCACAAUUCAACAAACUAAAAUGGCUUCCACUUCUCUAAAUUUCCCUUCUCCACAACUCCAUGUCCCAUCACCAAGAUCACCACCAAUGACAUCCACCCGCCGUCACAUCGUCCGUCCGAUCUCCGCCACGACCACACAACCACCACCAUCUCCGACAAAACCUCCCACCAAACUUCCGGUCCGAAAAAUCCCGGGAGACUACGGCCUUCCCAUAAUCGGACCGAUCAAAGACCGGCUCGACUACUUCUACAACCAAGGCAAAGACGAGUUUUUCAAGUCCAGAAUCCAGAAAUACCAAUCGACGGUCUUCAAAACCAACAUGCCACCUGGCCCUCUCAUCUCCUCCGACCCUAACGUCGUCGCUCUCCUCGACGGCAAGAGCUUCCCCGCCCUCUUCGACGUCUCUAAAGUUGAAAAACGAGACCUCUUCACCGGAACCUACAUGCCCUCGACAAAGCUCACUGGGGGCUACCGAAUCCUCUCUUACCUCGACCCAUCCGAACCCAUGCACGCCAAGUUGAAACAACUCCUGUUCUCUCUCCUCAAGUCGAGGAGAGAGAACAUCAUACCGGAAUUCCACACGAGCUAUACGAAACUCUUCGAUACCGUGGAGAGCGAAUUAGCAUCCAAAGGGAAGGCAAGUUUUGGGGACGCGAACGAUCAAGCCGCUUUCAAUUUCCUCGCUAAGGCGUUAUACGGGGUAAAUCCUGCUGAAACCAAACUCGGAUCUGAUGGUCCGAAUUUGAUCACCAUAUGGGUGUUUUUUCAAUUGGGACCCAUUUUGACCGUCGGCUUGCCCAAAUUCAUUGAAGAGAUUUUCCUCCACACCUUCUCAAUCCCUCCGUUUCUAAUAAAAUCCGGUUACAAGAGAUUGUACGAGUUUUUCCACGAGUCAUCGGGUUCUAUCCUCGACGAAGCAGAGAAAAUGGGAAUCUCCCGAGAAGAGGCGUGCCAUAACCUGUUAUUCGCCACGUGCUUUAACUCCUUUGGAGGCAUGAAGAUCUUCUUCCCCAGCGUACUAAAAUGGGUCGGUCAAUCCGGAGUCCAACUCCAUGAAAAAUUAGCCACCGAGAUCCGAUCAGCGAUCAGAUCCAACGGCGGAGAAGUGACGAUGGCUGCAAUGGAACAGAUGCCCUUGAUGAAAUCCGUGGUCUACGAGUCGCUCCGUAUCGACCCUCCCGUACCAUUCCAGUAUGGGAAGGCGAAGAGGGAUUUCACGGUGGAAUCACAUGAUGCCGUGUUUGAGGUGAAACAAGGCGACAUGUUGUUCGGGUACCAGCCGUUCGCGACGAAGGACCCGGUCAUAUUCGAGCGACCCGAGGAGUUCUUGCCGGGUAGGUUCUUGGGGGAGGAGGGGGAGAGGCUGUUGAGGCACGUGCUGUGGUCGAACGGGCCGGAGACAGAGAGCCCGACGUUGGGGAACAAGCAGUGUGCCGGGAAGGAUUUUGUGGUGAUGGUGUCGAGGCUUUUGGUGGUGGAGAUUUUCAGACGGUACGAUUCGUUUGAGGUCGAGGUUGGUUCUUCCGUUAAUUUAACGGCGUUGAAGAAAGCUACGUUCUAAAUCAGGUCUUGGAUUACCGUUGCAUGAUAUCCAAUGGUUACGGAUAAUACUUUUAUUUAUUUUGUAUGAUUUUUUUUUUUUUGGUUUACUAUUUUUGUGUUUUGAUAGAUUAUUCCAACUGUACCUAUCAUCUCACAGGAUCACGUUUUUUAUUUAUUUGUAAAAUAUUGUUCCUCACAUAACCGAACAAAUAUUGAUAUUUUUGUUUUAGAAAGCAAACAGUGAAUAUAAUAUUGUUAAACAUAA
Messenger RNA from Rhododendron vialii, 1988 nucleotides. RefSeq names its product allene oxide synthase 1, chloroplastic-like. The record is from RefSeq and is a predicted model, not a curated record. The transcript has a single exon. NCBI's taxonomy places the organism in Eukaryota, Viridiplantae, Streptophyta, Magnoliopsida, Ericales, Ericaceae. Gene Ontology annotation, molecular function: iron ion binding; oxidoreductase activity, acting on paired donors, with incorporation or reduction of molecular oxygen; monooxygenase activity. Bases 114 to 1742 code for a protein of 542 amino acids. Gene Ontology annotation, biological process: sterol metabolic process.